GUGUCUGUCCACGAAACCGGCUGGUGGGACGGAGCGGGGAUCAUGGGGGGAUCACAGAGCGUGGAAAUUCCCGGAGGUGGUUCGGAGGGCUAUCACGUUCUCAGAGUGCAGGAGAAUUCUCCCGGUCAUAGAGCAGGUCUCGAGCCGUUCUUUGACUUCAUUGUGUCCAUCAACAACACCAGACUGAACAAGGAUAAUGACAUGUUGAAAGACGUACUGAAGGCUAGUGUUGAAAAACCGGUGAAGAUGCUGGUGUACAGCAGCAAAACCCUGGAGCUGCGGGAAGCUACUGUUACUCCCAGCAACAUGUGGGGCGGUCAGGGUCUUCUGGGGGUCAGCAUCCGCUUCUGCAGCUUUGAGGGAGCCAAUGAGAACGUCUGGCAUGUUUUGGAAGUGGAGCCAAAUUCUCCAGCAGCAUUAGCAGGUUUGAGACCACACACGGAUUACAUCAUCGGAGCAGACACAGUCAUGAACGAGUCAGAGGACUUGUUCUCAUUGAUAGAAACCCAUGAGGGCAAAGGCCUGAAACUCUACGUCUACAACACAGACACGGACAACUGCAGAGAAGUGGUCAUCACGCCCAACGGCGCCUGGGGUGGAGAGGGCAGUCUCGGCUGUGGUAUCGGCUACGGUUACCUGCACAGAAUCCCUACUCGGCCCUUCGAAGAGGGCAAGAAAAUCAGCUUCCCCGGACACACCCCCAGUGAGCCCGCCAGCCCGCUGAAGGACGGCUUCACAGAGGUUCAGCUGUCUGCAGUAACUCCGCCCCCUGUGUCGCAGCCUGUUCCCACAGGGCUUGAGGACAGUCUGUCCGGCCUGUCACUCAGCUCUGCCCCGCCCUCAAUACCCAGCGAGCUCCACACAGGUGUUCCCACUGUCCCCCUGCUGCCCACUCAGGUGACCCCUGGGCUGGGUCCCCUUCCCAUUGUCAACCCCUCCACCACCUUACCAGGUUUGAUGUCUUUACCGUCUGGCCUCCCUCCCCUGCCAAACCUGCCUAACCUCCCAAACCUCAAUCUACCGUUACCGGACCUUAGCGCUGUAUCGUUAGCUGGAAUCAGUGGGUUACCUCCCACUACAGCAGGUUUGCCUCCUCUCCCUCCUCUGAACCUGCCCGGCAUCUCUGCUCUGCCCAUGCACACUGUUCUCCCCUCAACACUUCCCAGCAUGCCCGGGGUCACGCUGCCAUCUUCCCUGGCACCAUCUGACCACAUCCCACCCGUCUCUUUAGCUGCCCAGCAAACUCCAGCGCUCAUUCUGGAUGCCACGCUCAACCCUGCAGUCAAAGACACGCCUUCAGAGAAGCCUGCUGCGAUGGAUGCUCAGGCGGCCCCAGAGUCCUCGUAACGGCCGGACCGGGGCCGGAGGGCAUCCCUCCGUAUGUCUCUCUCUCUCUCUCUUGUAUUUAUUCAGUACAAAAAGAUUCCAGCGUGUGAACACGUACACAGAGAUAAACACGGUUCUGUUGAGAGACGCCAGUGUCUGAGAAUAAUGUGCGUGUGGAUGGACGGCUGAUAUUAAAAAAUACAUUAAAAAAAAA
This is a messenger RNA of Cyprinus carpio (common carp), 1540 nucleotides long. It is a transcript of the gene gorasp2, whose product is annotated as golgi reassembly stacking protein 2. Gene Ontology annotation, cellular component: Golgi apparatus. The record is from RefSeq and is a predicted model, not a curated record. NCBI's taxonomy places the organism in Eukaryota, Metazoa, Chordata, Actinopteri, Cypriniformes, Cyprinidae. Gene Ontology annotation, biological process: Golgi organization. Gene Ontology annotation, molecular function: protein binding.